Dictyostelium discoideum AX4 is the source of this 1218-nucleotide messenger RNA. RefSeq names its product DEAD/DEAH box helicase domain-containing protein (gene tifA). Gene Ontology annotation, molecular function: nucleic acid binding; ATP binding; RNA helicase activity. The record is from RefSeq and is a predicted model, not a curated record. Lineage: Eukaryota; Evosea; Eumycetozoa; Dictyosteliales; Dictyosteliaceae. Bases 1 to 1218 code for a protein of 405 amino acids. Gene Ontology annotation, cellular component: cytoplasm. The transcript has 3 exons.
AUGUCACAUAAAGAUAGACGUGGAAAUUCAUCAAAUGAUGGAAGUUCUUUUAAGUUAAAUGAAACUUUUACAUCAAGUGAAGUUGAAGUUAAACCAACAUUUGAAUCAAUGGGAUUACGUGAAGAAUUAUUAAGAGGUAUUUUUAAUUAUGGAUUUGAAAAACCAUCAGCAAUUCAACAACGUGCAAUUUUACCAAUUAUUAAAGGUAGGGAUACGAUCGCACAAGCACAAUCAGGUACAGGUAAAACAGCAACAUUUUCAAUUGGAGCAUUACAAUGUGUAGAAGUGAAUGUAAGAUCACCUCAAGUUUUAAUAUUAUCACCAACAAGAGAGUUAGCACAACAAAUUCAAAAGGUAGCAUUGGCAUUAUCAGAGUUUAUGAAUAUUCAAGUCCACGCAUGUGUUGGUGGAAAGAAUUUAAGUGAUGAUGUUAAGAAAUUAGAGACUGGUGUUCACAUUGUUAGUGGUACACCAGGUCGUGUAUUAGAUAUGAUCACUCGUAAAUCACUUCCAACUCGUCAUAUUAAAAUGAUGAUUUUAGAUGAGGCCGAUGAGAUGCUUUCAUUGGGUUUUCAACAACAAAUUAAUGAUGUAUAUAGAUAUUUACCAAAUGGUACUCAAAUCGUAUUAGUAUCAGCUACUCUAACACAAGAUGUAGUUUCAAUGACUGAAAAAUUUAUGACAAAACCAGUUCGUAUCCUAUUGAAACGUGAUGAACUCACUUUGGAUGGUAUCAAACAAUUCUUUGUAUCUGUAGAGAAAGAAGAUUGGAAAUUCGGUACACUUUGCGAUAUCUACGAUAGUCUUACAAUCACUCAAGCUGUAAUUUUUUGUAAUACUAAAAAGAAAGUAGAUCAAUUAACUGAACAAAUGCGUGAUGCUAAUUUCACUGUAGCCUCAAUGCAUGGUGAUAUGGUACAAAAAGAAAGAGAAGAAAUUAUUAAAUCAUUUAGAUCUGGUGAAAAUCGUGUUUUAAUUACAACAGAUAUUUUAGCUAGAGGUAUUGAUGUUCAACAAGUUUCAUUAGUUAUAAAUUAUGAUUUACCAAUAGAUCGUGAAAAUUACAUUCACAGAAUAGGUAGAUCCGGUAGAUUUGGUCGUAAGGGUGUUGCAAUUAAUUUCGUUAAAAACUCUGACAUUAGAAUUUUAAGAGAUAUUGAACAAUUUUAUUCUACUCAAAUUGAUGAAAUGCCUGUAAAUUUUGCUUCAAUCAUUUAA